CCAAUCAUGGCCAUUUAUUUUAACCUAGUUUCCAAAUAACUGGAACAGGAGAGGACUGAAUGUUGAAACUUCAAGUUCAUAUUAUAACUGACCCUCAAACUAAAGGCACGUGCUAGGAAAGCUGAUAUUAAAAAAAAAGAGAAAAAAAACGUAGAGGUCCUCAGUUGGUCAAUCAGCUUUAUUGGAGAGAAGCAGGACCUGCAACAGACUAAGUGCGACUACAAACAUUCCCCAUUUGUCUUGUAUGGCUGUUUAUAAGUAUCGUGGGAUGGGAGUGCAAGUUUGGAAUGAGUCCUGCCUCAGGCUCCUGAGUCAGAGAGACCUGACCAAUUUUAUCCACCUCCUCCUCUCCCCUCUCUCUAUUAUCUUUCUAUGUAGAAUGGCUAUAGAGGCGGAGCGUCUGCUGUUUAUGUACUGUCCGGGGAUUCGUUUCCUCUGGAACUGAUUGAUUUUGAUAGUUCCAUUUAUUCUGGCAACAGGCAGACAGCGGGCGACGACACGCACGUUUACACUUGGAAUUUUUGUAUGUUUACAGAGAAAACUCGCUCCCGGGCUGUGACUGUAGAUCGGUGCAGCCCCUGGUUAAAAAGUCAGGCCAAAAAAAACAACACAUUAUAUAAAACCAUCGGGUGCAGACCACACUGAUCGGGAAAACAAGUGCACGCAGCUAGCUGGCUGGCAGCGAAGGGGAGGGGGAAUGGACGGCGAGGCGACAGAGCUGAAGCAGACGGUGGAGAUGGGCGAAGUGGCUGAGCUGCAGCUCGAGGAGCCCGAGGGCAGCGCCCCCGAGUUACCGUCACAGGCGGCCUCCGCUCCGGGAGCACAGUCCGGCUCCCCCGUGCCUGAAGGCGGCUUCGGCUGGAUCGUGGUUUUCGCCACCACCUGGUGCAACGGCUCCAUUUUCGGCAUCCAGAACUCGUUCGGCAUUCUCUACGUGAUGCUCCUGAAUGAGUUGCAGGCUCUUAGCGACUCGAGCAUCCAGUUUAAAACUGCAUGGGUAGGUGCAGUCUCAAUGGGAAUGAUUUUCUUUUGUUCUCCGGUAGUCAGUAUUUUCACUGACUGGUUUGGAUGCAGGAAGACGGCAAUGGGUGGUGCAGCGAUGGCUUUUAUUGGACUGCUUUCCAGCUCCUUCACAAAGUCCCUGGAACUGAGAUAUUUCACCUAUGGAAUUCUGUUUGGAUGUGGAUCAUCUUUUGCUUUCCAGCCUUCAUUAGUCAUCCUUGGCCAUUACUUUAGAAGUCGGUUAGGCCUUGCAAAUGGUGUGAUGACAGCUGGUAGCAGUCUGUUUUCUGUCACUAUGCCUUUUCUCUUAAAGAAGAUUGGCGACACACUGGGUCUAGCUCAUACACUGCAGAUUCUCAGUGUACUCAUGUUCAUACAGAUAUUUUUAUCCUUGACGUAUAAACCUCUUUUACCUUUGCCCUCUGCUGGAGAAAGAAGUAAGCCUGGCAAAACAGAAGAACUGAAGUGCGUUCACCGAUUUAAGAAAUACCUAAAUCUGAGAGUGUUCAGGAAGGUAACGUACAGGAUUUGGGCCUUCGGGAUCGCCACUGCUGUCUUGGGCUACUUUGUUCCAUAUGUUCACUUGGUGAAUUUUGUGAAAAAGGAGUUCAAUGAAACUGAUAGAAAUUGGAUCCUGCUAGUCUGCAUUGGAGCCUCAUCAGGUAUCGGACGUCUGACCUUUGGGAAGAUUGGUGACUGUAUCCCUGGACCUAAGAAGAUCUUCCUGCAGGUGGCAUCCUUUUGGAUAUUGGGGAUUAUGUCCAUGAUGAUACCACUGUGCAAAGGUUUUGAACAUGUACUUAUUGUCUGUAUUUUCCUGGGAUUCUGUGAUGGCUGUUUCAUCACCAUUAUGGCACCUAUUGCCUUUGAGCUUGUUGGACCUCAAGAUGCAUCACAAGCCAUUGGCUUCCUUCUGGGACUUAUGGCCAUUCCCAUGACUGCAGGACCACCCAUUGCAGGAAUUCUCUAUGAUCACUUUCAUAACUAUCGAAUGGCCUUUUACUUAGCUGGAAUUCCGCCGAUUAUUGGGGGAUCAGUCUUGUUCUUUAUCCCUAUAAUCCACAACCGAAUUCGCAAGAGGCAAGAGAAAGAAGAGCCCGGCACUGACAGGAUGUUGUUAGCUUCUGAAAACGUAUUCAACGGGGACAUGCUUCCCAGCAACUCAAAUGCAGAAGUGUCUGCAUAGACAAUGUCGCCAUGCUGUUCUCUCCUACAUUCCAGUAUGGAUCCUUACCAGCACAAACAGUGAUAGAGGCCUACAGCACAGAAACAGACCCCUUGGUCCAACCACUCCAUGCUCACUGUAAUCUCAAACUAAACUACUCCCACCUGCCUGUGCUUGGCUC
Messenger RNA from Chiloscyllium plagiosum (whitespotted bambooshark), 2348 nucleotides. It is a transcript of the gene slc16a2, whose product is annotated as solute carrier family 16 member 2. Gene Ontology annotation, biological process: transmembrane transport. The record is from RefSeq and is a predicted model, not a curated record. Lineage: Eukaryota; Metazoa; Chordata; Chondrichthyes; Orectolobiformes; Hemiscylliidae. Gene Ontology annotation, molecular function: thyroid hormone transmembrane transporter activity.